Messenger RNA from Cyphellophora europaea CBS 101466, 1521 nucleotides. RefSeq lists its product as uncharacterized. The record is from RefSeq and is a predicted model, not a curated record. NCBI's taxonomy places the organism in Eukaryota, Fungi, Ascomycota, Eurotiomycetes, Chaetothyriales, Cyphellophoraceae. Gene Ontology annotation, biological process: ammonium transmembrane transport. The transcript has 3 exons. Gene Ontology annotation, cellular component: plasma membrane. Gene Ontology annotation, molecular function: ammonium channel activity. The coding region runs from base 1 to 1521 and encodes 506 amino acids.
AUGUCGGAUGCGCUGCCGAUCCCAGAAGAAUGGCCCGAGUACAGUAUCGACCCUCAAGGCGGCGAUCCUCUCACCCAGGAUCUCACCUCGCCUUACGAUAAAGGAGAUCUAUGCUGGAUCUUGGUCUGUACCAUUCUGUGCUGGCAAAUCACUCCCGCCAUCGGCUUUUAUUACGCUGGCAUGCAUCGGCGAAAGGCUGCUUUGACCAUGAUCUUCCAGAGUCUCUUCUGCGCAUCCGCAUGCGGUAUUCAGUUCUGGAUCUAUGGAUAUUCGCUGUACCAGUCUCACGCAACCAAUCCCUUCCUCGGCAAUGGGUCGCUGGCCGCUCUUCAUAACGUCCUUGCCCAGCCCUCACUUGCGAACACCGACAUCCCCGAUCUUCUUUACGCAUGUUUUGGUUUCACUUUCGUCACAGCCACCGCUAUGAUCUUGGCGGGAGCCAUGUUGGAGCGUGGGCGUUUGUGGCCCUCCAUGCUGUUCCUGCUAUGCUGGACCACCUUCGUUUACUACGUGCUCGCCUAUUUUGAAUGGAACCCCAACGGCUGGCUGUACCAAUUAGGAGUGUACGACUUUGCCGGCUCGGGACCUGUGCAUAUUGCCUCCGGGUUCUCUGCACUCGCUUGGUCCAUGAUGUUAGGCCCGCGCAUUGCGGACAGCACUAUCGCAGACCGCAAGCGCGGUAUUCACUACAAGCCUCACAAUCCGUUUUUGAUGGGCCUUGGGACAGUCUUCAUCUGGUUCGGAUGGUUUGCGUUUAAUGGUGCCAGUACCGCCAACUUGUCCCUGAGAAGCGUGUACGUCGUCAUCAAUACUAACCUUGCUGCUUGUGGCGGCGGCAUCGGCUGGGUUCUUCUGGAGUACUUGUACAGCGGCAAGUUCUCCAUUUGGGGCUUCUGCAGCGGCAUCAUCUCCGGUCUCGUGGGCAUCACUCCCGCCGCAGGCUUCGUUCCCGUGUACACCGCCGCUCUCGUGGGACUGAUGACGUCCUCGUGCUGCUUCUUCACCAACAAAUACAAGUACCUGCUCAGCAUCGACGAGGGUCUCGACAUCUUCGCCAUCCACGGCGUCGGCGGCUUCGUCGGCGACAUCCUCACCGGCUUCUUCGCCGCCAAGUUCGUCCCGGCCCUGGACGGUGUGUCUGGCGAUUCCUACGACGGCGGCUGGUGGGAUCACAACUGGAAGCAGAUGGGCUACCAGCUCGCCGCCGCGACCACUUGUGCCGUCUGGUCCUUCACUAUCAGCUGCAUUCUGCUAUUCAUCAUCAACAAAAUCCCCGGCUGCCACAUCCGCGCCAGCGAAGAAGACGAGAUCAAGGGCUUGGACUUCAAGUACCUGCACGACGUGGACGAGGAGCAGGAGAGCAGGCUCUUCGGCAUCGGGAGCGGUGGCGUCGGUCACAUCACCGGCGCGGCUCCCAACGAGGGCGUGGGGAUCCUGAGCGGCAGCCCGGAGGGUGGGAGCACGCCCAGCAGCACCAAGGAGAAGGAGAGGGAGUCCGUGCAGCCUGCGAAGCGGGAUUGA